AUGCCUCCUCGAACAAACGGACCACCUCCAGCAGUCAAGAAUGUCGGCUACAUUGGACUUGGAAAUGCUGGCUUCUCAAUGGCAUCGAAUCUGCCCAAAGCUGGCUACAACCUGGUCGUUCACGAUGUAGACGAUGCAAAAGUCCAAAAAGCUGCGAAAGAGUGGAAGAACACCAAGGCUGCGAAUGGCAAACCAGAAGCAUUCGCAGACUGCGAAGUCAUUGUAACCAUGCUGCCACAAGGCAAGAUCGUGAGAGAAGUGCUGCUCGGGAAAGACAAUUUCGCAAGCGCAUUGAAGCCAGGCACGAUCAUAGUAGACACAUCCUCCUCCUCCCCUUUCGACACAAUCGCCCUAGGCAAAGACCUCGCCUCCCACAAAAUCACCCUCGUCGACUCCCCCAUCACCCAAACCUACAUGCACGCAACCGACAACGGCGAAUCCACGCUGAUGGUCGGAAGCGACGACCGCUCCGCCUUCGAAAAAGCCGAACCCAUAAUCCGAACCAUGGCCAGCUACGUCUUCUACAUGGGGAAACUCGGAAACGGCCAUGCCAUGAAAACUUUAAACAACUACAUCAUGGCGUCUUCAAUCUGCGCUUUAGCAGAUUCCUUAGUCACAGGACAGAAAUUCGGGUUAGAUCCACAACAAAUGCUCGAAGUUUUGAAUGUAGGGACGGGCGUCUGUUUUCCCACGCUGGAUACGUUUCGAAGAGAUGGGAUUACGCGACGGUAUAAUAGUGGGUUUGGAUUGGCGUUGCUGGUCAAGGAUUUGGGGAUUGCGCAGGAGUUCAUGGAGUAUAAUGGUCUUGAGACGGAGUUGCCGGCGCUGGCGAAACGGUAUCUUGGGGAUGCGUUGAAAGAGGUGGAGCCUACGGCUGAUCAUACUGCUGCGCUGGUGGGUUGGGAGAAGAGGAGUGGAGUUAAGUUGAAGAAGACGGAGAAGGCUGAGGAUAUCCCUGGGAAGGAUUUUGAGCAUAGGUUGAAGGGGUUGAAUCGGUCGGCGAAUAUCUGA
Messenger RNA from Pseudocercospora fijiensis CIRAD86, 1011 nucleotides. RefSeq lists its product as uncharacterized. The coding region runs from base 1 to 1011 and encodes 336 amino acids. Gene Ontology annotation, molecular function: NADP binding; oxidoreductase activity, acting on the CH-OH group of donors, NAD or NADP as acceptor; NAD binding. NCBI's taxonomy places the organism in Eukaryota, Fungi, Ascomycota, Dothideomycetes, Mycosphaerellales, Mycosphaerellaceae. The transcript has 2 exons. The record is from RefSeq and is a predicted model, not a curated record.